GCGCGCCAGCGGACGGUAGGCAACCACAGUCGAGUUUGUGUUAUGGCGACGAGCGGAUGGCGUCCACCGUUGCGCUACUUCGCGACUCGUCGGACGACCGGGAGAAUUUCGACGACGGAGAAACGGACUGCGUACAAGUCGGACGCAAGAGAAAGCUGACUGUCUUUUUUUACCCGCUGCUGCUCGUCUUCUGGCUGCUGCGAUGGGUCUUCUACCAGUUCUUUCUCGUGCUGUGUUUCGUCUGCCGCGGGUUCGUCCCGCGCCGCCAUCUAGCGACGGCCGAGACAACCACCACCAUGGCGACGGCUGAGGAGCCAGACGCGAACCUCCUGAUCCGACAAAAACAGCACCACAAGAAAGCGUUCGACUUCAUCUCGAAAGCGCUCAAGUACGACGAAGAAAAUGAAGACUUCAAGGAGAUGUCGAUCGACUUGUACCGCAAGGGCAUUGAAGAACUCCAGAAGGGGAUUGCCAUUGACUUCUCCAAGGGUCAAGGUACGACGUGGGAAAGGGCCCACAGGCUGAGUGACAAGAUGAAGGUGAACCUGGAGAUGGCACGGGACAGGCUCGACUUCCUCGAGAGCAUGGUGAAGAUCGAGCACCUGGGGGACCACUUGCCGUGGCACGGGGGCGUGGCACCCGCCCAGCGCGGCCAGAGGAGGAGGGCGUGGCAGAAGGCGGCGCCGUCCGCGCCCAGCGAGCCCGGCACGGGCCCGUCCUGGCUCAAGAUGGCCGAGAAUGGGCCGGCCAAGGGAGGGCCCUGCCCAACGUCGCCCCGGCUGCAGAGGAGCAACACGGGGGUGACCCUCCGUAGGCAGCAGCAGCAGCAGCAGCCCGUGGGGGUUUCCACGGUGUCGCGGUCCCAGACACUCCCACGCAACAGCGUACCCUGCCCCCGGAUGAGCGCCCGGUCUCCCUCCCGCAAGGCCGGCAACAACGAGGCGGUGCCCACCCCCAACACGGCACGCCGGCGUGCCUCCCAGCCCCAGGUGCCGCCCGUCCACCCCAGGGGACGCCAGCCGACAACUCGCGGCGGUGCCGCUCACCGUGGCGGCCCCCCCACGGUGUCCCAGCGCAGCUUGCUGUCCUCGCGGGUGCCACCGCUGAAGGGGGUGGACUCUCGACUGGCCCACCUGAUCCUGGACGAGGUGGUGGACGGGGCGCCCCCCGUGCUCUUCAGCGACAUCGCGGGACAGGAGGUGGCCAAGCAGGCGCUCAGCGAGAUGGUCAUCCUCCCCACGGACCGGCCCGAGCUGUUCACCGGCCUGAGGGCCCCCCCCAAGGGCCUGCUGCUGUUCGGGCCUCCCGGCAAUGGCAAGACGAUGUUGGCCAAGGCGGUGGCGCAUGAGUCCAACUCCACCUUCCUCAACAUCAGCGCUGCCUCGCUCACCUCCAAAUAUGUGGGGGAGGGUGAAAAACUUGUGCGAGCCUUGUUUGCAGUGGCGAGGGAAUUGCAGCCCAGCAUCAUCUUCAUAGACGAGGUUGACUCCCUGCUGAGUGAGAGGAAAGACAAUGAGCACGAGGCCACACGGAGGCUCAAGACGGAGUUCCUUGUCGAGUUCGACGGGCUUCACACGGGCAGCGAGGAGAGGGUCCUGGUGAUGGGUGCCACAAACCGUCCGCAGGAGCUGGAUGACGCCGCCCUCAGGCGCUUCACGAAGCGCGUCUACGUGACACUGCCCGACCACAACACGAGGGUAAUCCUGCUGGAGAAGCUGCUCAAGAAGCACAACAACCCCCUGAGUGCCGACAAGCUCAAGUACCUUGCCAGGCUCACGGAGGGCUACUCUGGGAGCGACCUGACGGCACUGGCGAAGGAUGCCGCCCUGGGUCCCAUACGAGAGCUGAAUCCUGAACAAGUUCGCUGUGUGGAUCCCAAGAAGAUGCGCAACAUCAGCCUCCAGGACUUCUUGGACUCCCUCAAGAAGGUCCGCCGGAGCGUGACGCCCCAGAGCCUGGACUUCUUCGAUCGCUGGAACCGGGAGUUCGGGGACAUCACCGUCUGACCUCCCCUCCGGAUCGGGCGCCCUUGGCGUCGAGUCGCGCCGCCCGCUCCUUGUCGUCCUCGUCGUUGUAAAUAUCGGACUAGUCUGCUAAUAUCCCCCGCUGUACAUAGCACCGCCGGAGCGCGGAGGACAAUCUCCACGAUUCGAGGCCCGGUUUUACGUGGCAACCGACUUGGCGUCCGACGUGCGCACCCUAAACGAGAACCGUCUUCUGUCGAGUGCCGACUAGGCUAGGCUACGGAAUGCUUUAGUUUGAACGGCCGGUUCGUGAGUAUGUCGCAACAAUACUUGUGAACGGCACUUGUGCAGUGCCGACUCGAACGUAACUUGGCGCCGAUGUCAUGCCCCGCCGGCACUAAGUUGGCGAGGUCGGUGCCAUUCCCACUGCCGACUGUAAUAGCGCUAAUGUAGCGCCGUGUUGGAUCGGCGAACAUGCCUAUGCGAGCAACCGGUGAACGGCAUUAACGUGUCGCCGAGGUCGCUUUUGUUUUGCUCCGUUUGUCCGAAACUUUGUCGUGCGGGAUUUGUUUUCACCGCGCGACAUUGACUGCCUGUAGGUAAAUCGAGAUACGACUGUUGUUACCAGACGGCAUUCCCUUUGUCGCAUCGGAGACGUUUUCCAUUCGGGUAUUUACUCCCUUGCCUCAAAAUCCGAACUCCGUUAGUUGCGUGUUAACGUUUACCGGGUGUUUCGGUCAUCCUCUGCCCGAGGUCGAACUAUGCAAUCUACUCUGUCGCGUUCGACCAGGGUCGUUGUUUUCAGCCGUUUGCAACUUACCUAAUUGCCAAAUAUUUUCCUUUUGAUAAGGACACACUUCACGAAGGGACGGAACACGCGGUUAGGCUCCCCGAUCGGCCGACGAGUCGACUGCCAGCUUCGUAGGUUUCGUCUAGCGUAGAUGGUACAUAGUACGUAGAAAUCCCUCGGGACUAGGCAAAGCUACCACCAUUUUAUGAACUCGAGAAGCAAUCUAGUGCCCCCUCUCUCGGCGUCAAAGGCCCGUUCACGGUACACCGCGGCUCUACUUCGGUACCACUACGCUUCGUUUCACACUGGGUCCAAGUGCAGCUGGGGCUGAAAUUCGACGGAGCCAGUUGGGCCACGCCAAAAGUGCUAGUCACGGUGCUCGGCGCCUUUCUGCGUCUGCUUUCACCGGCUACAAACCGAUUGCCUGCGGGAAGAAAAGCGAAGAAUCGAACGUAACUUGGCAUCUUUGCCAAGUUGUGUUUGAGUCGGCGCUGCAUCUAGCGUUAAUUUAGAGCUGCGAUGUAUGUGUGAUCGGGCCUGGAAAGCAUCCUACUAGAGGUAAUACUGGCCUCCCCAUAAUCGGCUGCGUCUUGUACAUAUGUAUAGAGCUUUUCAUAGGGCCGGGAUUGUUUUAGAGCGCGCUUUUAGUCGGAGCGAGCGACUCCCAUUCCAUCCAUGCAAUCGUCACGUGCGACCAGCCUCGCCUCGCCGUUUUGCCGAAGAGGUUGUCUAUUUUGCCCGCAAAAGUAUUUUUGCACUUUCGUCGUCUCUUUUUUGUUGCGCGUGGCUCGAAAAGUUUGUUUGCAGAAGAUUUGAAGGAAUGGGUGGCACUGGUGCUGAAACAACUCGCACGUGGAAUUUUUACGGAGUGGCAAACGUCAUAGUGAUGCACCAGAAGACGCGGGAAAACCAUUUCCUCGAUCGUCCAGUGACAAGACGGCCGCCAAUCACACUCUCAAACAAGGCUACGAGACCACACGGGCGUUGUUAAUCCAGUGGACGUAAACCUCUGUACUGGACAUUUUUUUUCUAGGCUGCAGCACGUUGAUGCGUAUCAGAAGCCCAACUUGCCGCUUAACAUGGCGCCGGUGUCAAUGUUUUGAAGAGUCGUUGGAGUCUGGGGCAUACGCGUUUGGUCAAAGCCUGGUUGUGCAAGCGUCGACGCCUAACACAAACCAUGGCGCAAGUUUUGCGUACGCGCCAACGUGCCGUUGCCCUUUGAAUUCGCCCCGUCGUGAACAAAGCGUGCACGACGAACACGUUGCACGCGUUUUCCUUAAGCUUGCGAUCGUGACUGGGUUUAGCCGAGUGUUCCGCCUACUUUGGCCGCUGGUCGGCGCGUGAUAACGGGCGAUAACUAUGCGAGCGUACCACGCAAUGGAAGAGUGAAUGUGUUGCAUCGAGACCGACCCCGAAUGAAUUUCUCUUGGCUGCGCAUUUGGUUACAUUUCUGCCCGGAGUGUCGGGACGUGUUUGGUGCUGAAUGAUGACCCGGUUUUAAAUAAAGCGGCGUUUUAAUACA
This is a messenger RNA of Ixodes scapularis (black-legged tick), 4276 nucleotides long. Its product is annotated as spastin. The coding region runs from base 57 to 2006 and encodes 649 amino acids. The transcript has 14 exons. Gene Ontology annotation, cellular component: microtubule cytoskeleton. Gene Ontology annotation, molecular function: microtubule severing ATPase activity; ATP hydrolysis activity; ATP binding. Lineage: Eukaryota; Metazoa; Arthropoda; Arachnida; Ixodida; Ixodidae. The record is from RefSeq and is a predicted model, not a curated record.